AUGGCGACUGUAACCACAGACCCUGCUCUUACCAGGCGCCCCACCAUGGUCCGCACUGGAACUUUCACCAUAGUCCGCACUGGCACCUUCACCAUAGCUCACGCCGCUAACAAGGGACAAGACUCUCGCUGCUGGCUCGCAGCCAAGACCCGUUUCCGUGAACGCGUUAAAGACUAUGAUAAUCCACCAAAACCCGAGCAACUUGAAAAUUUUCUAUUCAGCAAUUCUAACGUGAAAAAUGCAAUUUCAGAGUGUGAAGAACUGAAAUCUAAGGCUGAUAAGCGGUAUAAAGGGAAAGUUAGAAAAUUGCUGGAGGUAUUGAGCUUUAUAAAGGAUACUGGAGACGCUGUUUUAACAUGCGCACCGGAGACUGUGAGCAUUGCAUGGGGGGUUAUCAGCUCCCUUAUAAGUAUUGGAGUCAAAGAUAUGGAGAGCUGCGACCAAAUCUCGGAGGCUUCAACGAACAUUGUCACUAUAAUCUUGAAUUGUCGGCUCUAUGAAAACCGCCAGCGGAAUUCGAAUGACGCAGAAUCAAUUGAGCUUACAAACCGGAUUACCGAGGCGAUUGAGGAGCUUAUAACGGUUAUUCUAGAGUUCUGCUGGUUCGCGAGUAGGAAGUUUGGAGGUGAAAAUAAGCACAAAAGAUUUGGAAACAUCUUAGGUCUCAAAUCAGCGACGGCGAAUGAGAAGUAUGAAGAUAUUGUCAGCAAAUAUAAGGGGCUUAGGGAGAUGAAAGCACAAAGCUCCGAACUGGCGGAGAGACUAAAACAAGAAAACGAAGAAUCACUGAAAGCCUUGAUCUUCCCCAAUCUAGAUGAAAUCAGUGGGAAGCUCGAAUUCAUCCACACCGACGUCUCCGCUAUCAGAUCUCAAGUCGGCGACAUAUCUCAAGAAUUUAAUAAACUCAACGAUUCAGAAAAAAUUAGAAUCCUAGAACAAAGAACCAAUGAAAAAUUCGAAAAACUAUACAGGGACCUGAAGCCGUCAGAUGCCCACCUACGACAGUUCGGCCUCACUUUAGAACCUCUUCUCCAAAGAGUUCAGACUGCCCGUUUAUCGCAAUGGUUAUUUGACAAUGAACACUACAGGUCCUGGGUGAGAGGAAAUCAGAAAUUCUUCUAUCUCAAAGGCCAGGCGGGUUUUGGGAAAUCGGUAACAAUGGCGCUUGCGAUUGAUCAAUUAUUACAUAAUGCUUCAAGAAGUCCAUUGUCAAACUUUAAAAUGCGGCACCCUAGGCUGCACUCGGCAGUCUAUGACGACGCGGCAAUAUCUCCGAUGGAUAAAGAUUGUCCUGUCAUAUUUUUCUUUUUCAAGAGAGGGGACGAUGGGACACAACUGGCGGAAAGCGCUAUCUCAUGCCUCCUGACGCAAUUGUUACAUUUUUAUUCUGGUAAUACUAGAGAAGAAAAGGAAAUCUUGAUGAAAAUCUUGGAAGUCCGGCAUCCCAUCAAGAGCAAGGCCGAACUUGGGUUCAAAGGCGAUGAGCCUAAGCCCGAAGAUCAGGAACUUUCGAUUACCCCAAAUAUAAACAAACUAAAAGGGAUUGUCGAAGCGAUGAGGAGAACAGUCUACAUCGUUAUCGAUGGUAUCGAUGAAUGCACAGACUAUGAAAGCUCUGGGCUGGUGUCGGAAUUGGUAAGACUCGGAAGACCUAAGGAAGGAAGCGUCAAGUUUCUCUUCUCUAGCCGCGAGGGUUUGGACGUAGAAAAGUUUUUUGCAAAGGGGGAAGCGGUCAUAGAAGACAAUAAAACCACAAAUCCAAAUGGGAUCCUUUGUCAGAUCCACGACGAUGCCACUAUAUUAACCGUCGAUAGGUCCACGAACGAGGUAGAUAUGCGAGUCUACCUUAAGGAUUCUCUUACGGAACUUCUUGGCCUUCAUCCCACCCAUCACCGGUAUUUCAAUACUGCAUUUUCACCAACAUUAGAGAGAGAGAAAACAUCGCUCAAUAGCAAACAAAGCAAGGAGAUCCAAAGCAUGGUAGAGACGAUCCAAAAGAAGGCGGAAGGUAUGUUCACAUACAGUGCCAUGGUCAUCGCAAGCUUACGACAACCAUCGCCAUUAUCAAUCAAACGACGAAUCAAAGAGCUUCCAGAUCAAAUGGAUAACCUAUACACAAAACAUCUGGAGUCCCUCACCAUGCCACAAAAGGAGCUGGUUCUUCUAGCACUUAAAAGGGUCGCUUUUGCACCUCAAGCGAUGAAUACCUUGGAGAUUGUGGACCAAUUCAAAAAAAGAUACUUAGAUUCAGAGGAAAGCACCGAUCCUUCUGAUUCUUUUGCUGCCGAUAGCGACGACGAGAUAACGGAAGCCGGAGAAGCCGCGGGCAGAGAGUUUUUCAAAUUUUCCAAUGAAAAGCGAACGAUUGGUGUCAUCCACAAAUCAGUUCUGGAUUGGGUUGAGGGGGAGACCUCCAAAUCCCAAAAAAUAUUCUCCCGUCAGAUAUCUAUCGCAGAGGUUUUCGGAUUAGAUGAGUAUGGGCAGAUGAAGAUUACGGUUCCCAGUAUGUACCAGUUACCCGAUCCUACGAUCCUAGAUCUCGAAAUGGAUCUUAAGAUCUUUAAUCGAAAGUCGCUGAUUAAUUCCAUAACAGGGUCUUUAAUCGGCCCUCAUUUGGCUCCGGAAAACUUUCCAAUGGAGGUCUUAGCAAGCAAGGAGUUUCAGGACAGAUACAUUCCCACAGAUUACCCCGUCGAAAAUCCCAAUUCAUCGGAAAACCCAUACUGUCGCCGAUAUUCGGCCCCUCUGGAUACCGCGAAAAGGGAAAGACUCGCAGCUACUUUAGGAACCCCUGGGCACUACCGCGGUGAGCUAACCCACCUCACCUUCUACAUGCGCAAUAUCAGCGAGCUCUGGGUGUACAAUGAACGCAAGGGACCUAAAUGGACGAAACUAUUCUUGCUUCUCCGCAAACUCAGCCAUCCCAGAGUCUUUAUCAAAUGGUCAACUGAGCUUCUCCUCCUUAACAAGACCAUUGAUGAUUUAGAAGAUCCUAAAGGACUACACCAAUUAAUCACCCCCGGCGUUCUCGCGGCACAACUUAGGUGGGGAUUAUACCUUGACUUCCUUGUAGGGGAUGCAGAGUUCAACUACGACCUAGAUUUUGAUCUGCGGCAUCCCUCCAGAUUUGGCUUCACAAUCCUUCACAUCCCUGAUAUUCUUCUCUUACCCGAGAGUUUCGAACUAAUCAUGAAGAAAAUAUCGAUGCGACCUGGAGGCUACCUUUACAAUUUAGAGGACGAAGAUAGAAACACUCCUUUUUUAAUUUGUCUCCUGAUGGUAAGGAAAUGGCACAGGGACGGGACCAAACAACUUUGCUUAAUAAGAACCAUGAUGGCCAUCUUGAACUAUGACCUCGAACCAGACCUACGCUUAAACCGAGCAUGCAAUCGUAGAUUUCGGAGGGAGUUCAUUCCCGGUUUUCCCCCAUACACAAAUCCACCUUUAACCGCUGCUCUCUUGCAAACUUUCAAUCUUCCUUUGAUAUCCUGUGUUCUAAAGAAGUACGCAGGCGAACCUAUGUUCUUGGAUCUCAACUUCCCCGAUCCUUGGGGUAACAACAUUCUCCCCUUCGCACUGCAGAUGAAUUUUCCGACCCACGAACUGCGUAUCGAGAUCUUAAGGUUGCUACUUGAAUUUGAUAUAGAUCCCAAUGCUCGAACCUGGGAGGGCGUAACCGCUUUGGAAGUCGUGACCCGAAAUCUGGACGAAGAUAGUGUCAAACUCCUCCUAGACUACGGUGCAGACGCUUACCGUAUCAACACGGAUGGUAUUACUAUUUUCAUGGCUAGAGUAGACGCAAAUAGAAGUGCAGGCCCUAGCGAACAAAACGAAUUCGAGGAAAAGGUCAUAUCUAAACUGAAGCUCCUUAAGCAUCAUGGCGCGGAUAUUACCAUUCAGAGAAGGGGUUAUGGCGGGACGGCAAUUAUGCAGGUGCUUAGAAAAGGCUAUCUUCUGGUUGCAGAUGCAAUAUUACAGAUGCAUAAAUCUGAAACCGAGCCUGGCGAUUGCGCAUACCUCAUGAAACAGAAUUUAGAUGGAGAAACAUUGCUACAUACUGCAGCAAAUUACGGUAGAUUCACGGCCCUCGCACAAGCUAGGUUUGUUAUUGAUAACAUCAAUGAUAACCUUGUCCUACAAUUUUUGGGGAAGAAAAAUGUGUCCUCUCAGACGGCACUGGACAUUUCAUUGCAGGAUAGUGAGCGACUAGAGCUAGCUAGCUAUCUUGUGGCUUGUUAUUUCAAGUAUUCUAGGAUGAACAGAGAAGAAACUAAAGGUGAAGAGCUCUGGCUGCCUAGGCAUCUUGCUUGCCGGCUUUUUUGGUCUUCAUACCUAGAUUCAAUAUUAGAAUCUAUGGAAAAUUCGGAUUCCAUGAGGCCGGUUUAUGAUGCCCUAACUAAAACUCGGCCAUAUUCUAAAUGGCUACUUCACCCACUAGCAGGUACUAGUCAUGGAAGGCUAUUAUUGGAGAUCGUAGAAGCCGGAGCUGGAGCAGCGGAGUUCGAAGAGGAUGAGGAAGGUUGGGAUAUGUUCGACUGGGCUUAUGCAUAUGGCCAGGAUUUAGCAAUACUAAAAAGUUCUCAAAGCAUGGACUAUGAGAGUAGGAGGCUGGAAUGGGAAAAAAGUGAAAUGAAAAUCGAGAAAUGGGAAAUAGAACACGAUUCUAUCGAAACUAUAGACGGACUACAAAUCAAAUUUUUCGAACAAUCCUGUUCGAACGAAAAUCCAAGGGUUUAUAAAAUAUUCAGCUUCAUAACAAAAUAUCCAGUAUCGCCGUACGCCAACCUAUUUUAUUACGAAAUCACCAUUGUGCAAAUUGGUCAAGGCCUCUAUCUAGGAUUUACAACCGACUGUCCUAAUUUACAUGAUAAAGUUGGUAUUGAUGUAUGGGCCAAAGCCUCCUUCGGUCUAAGCAGUAAUUCCGGGUACGCAUAUGUCUCUGGAAAAGGCGAAGCCUCAACUUCGUCGGGGAAUGCGGAAAUAAAAAUUGGAACAGGAGAUAUAGUCGGGUGUGGAUACGACCAAGAGUCUCACGAAAUCUUUUGGACGUUGAAUGGAAAAUACCUGGGAAUCUAUGUAGCAGGCGUCAGACUACGGUUAUGGCCAAUGAUAAGUGGCGCGGAUCUCGAUAUCGACACAAAUUUUGGGGCAAAAGAUUUUGUUUGGAAAGGCGAGAGGGAAUUGUCUAAAGACAAGGAUAGUGACGCUGAUGAGGUUUAG
This is a messenger RNA of Orbilia oligospora ATCC 24927, 5220 nucleotides long. RefSeq lists its product as uncharacterized. The record is from RefSeq and is a predicted model, not a curated record. The transcript is spliced from 9 exons. Gene Ontology annotation, molecular function: protein binding. Lineage: Eukaryota; Fungi; Ascomycota; Orbiliomycetes; Orbiliales; Orbiliaceae. The coding region runs from base 1 to 5220 and encodes 1739 amino acids.